AUGAGUAACGAAUAUCAUGAUGAUCCGUCGUUCCAACCAUGGGGCCCAUUCAUCUCAGAUAAUUACAAGAAUGAGCCCAUCACGAAAGCAGACAUCAUCAUAGCCUCCGUCGUGUGGGGACUGACAUUACUCAAUGUCAUCCUGGCCCUAUGGCUCAUUGUCAAACAAACAAGAGGAUCGCGAUCACCGCUCAGGAGCGUCUACGUCUGGAUGAUAUGGCUGGAACUUAUUGUCUCGUUUACCAUGGGCCUUGAGAGCUUUUUACACUUGCUCAAGUACAUAAGACCAAGCUUCGCGUUUUACUUCACCAUCUUGUUCUGGUGGUGUAUCCAGGUUCAGCUGCUUUUGCAGAUUAUCAUCAACCGUAUCCGUGUCAUCGUGCCUGAUCGACGGCGUUCGAGAUGGAUCAUGAUUAGCACUGCGGUUUUCGUCACUGUUAUCAACAUCAGUGUCUUCAAUGUCUGGAUACCAGCGAGGUUACAAAUCAACUCGAAGUACCACCUCAUCAACGAGUACUGGGACCGGAUUGAAAAGGGUCUCUACCUCCUCGCCGACGCGGCGUUGAACUGGUACUUCCUAAAGACUGUGAAGCAGAACUUGAUCAACAACGGCCUCACAAAGUACAAUAAGCUCGUUCGUUUCAACCAGCAAAUCGUGAUGGUAUCACUUCUUAUGGACGUCAUGAUUAUCGCCGCUAUGUCGAUACCAAAUUCCUUUGUAUACAUCCAAUUCCAUCCUCUCGCCUACCUAGUAAAACUCAACAUCGAAAUGACAAUGGCCAACCUCAUCAAACGCAUCGCAAUCUCGACAUCGCGCAAGACAGGCAUGGCAUCCAUUGCCCACGAGUUCAAGUCCUCGUCCAACCAAUCCACCACCGGUCACCGCACCACCGGCACAAAUCCGCACAAAGCACGGGGUUCGAUUCACGAGCUCGCCAGCUUUGCUUCCUACACCGUCGAUACAAAAGCAAAUGCCGAGCAAGAUGGGCAGCGUGUCAUUAGCUUCGCCCCGACAGGGAACCAAAUCAAGGAGACGAGAGAGGUCAUCGUGCAUACUGAGCCGAACCCGUUUUACGAGCGCAGAGGCUCGGAAGUGGAGAUCACAGCAGGGCACGGAAGGAGACAGUCUCACGGCGUUGUCAUUGAGGAGAGGGGACUAGGCAGGCAGAAGAGUCUAGAGAGUAUAACUGAGGGGAAUGAGAGUAUGAGGAGUGGGUCAGUACCCAAGCGACUGAUAGAGGAUAGCGACGAUGAGGCAGCGCUUGUGCAACAAAAGACUUGGGGAUGGCCGAGGCGGCCGAGUUGA
Molecule: messenger RNA, 1305 nt
Organism: Alternaria ethzedia
Lineage: Eukaryota; Fungi; Ascomycota; Dothideomycetes; Pleosporales; Pleosporaceae
Exons: 4
Coding region: 1-1305 (434 amino acids)
Source: RefSeq, a predicted model, not a curated record